Molecule: messenger RNA, 1009 nt
Organism: Thrips palmi
Lineage: Eukaryota; Metazoa; Arthropoda; Insecta; Thysanoptera; Thripidae
Gene: eIF6
Product: eukaryotic translation initiation factor 6
Exons: 7
Coding region: 180-917 (245 amino acids)
Biological process (GO): assembly of large subunit precursor of preribosome; maturation of LSU-rRNA; maturation of 5.8S rRNA
Cellular component (GO): preribosome, large subunit precursor; nucleolus; cytosol
Molecular function (GO): ribosomal large subunit binding
Source: RefSeq, a predicted model, not a curated record
GGUGGCAGGCGUAGCGAGGCUAGCCCCGACGCCGAGCGGCACACCAACACACUCGCACUCUCAGCUACAUCAACACGCACGUCGUUCAUUUAGGUGCCCCACGUGAAUCUUUGAACACAGGUCUUGUAACUCGAAUAUUGGAUCUACUCACGGGCCAUAACCUAAGUGUCGUCUCCAAAAUGGCAGUCCGAGUGCAGUUUGAAAAUAACAACGAAGUCGGAGUCUUCUCUAAGUUGACAAACACAUAUUGUCUGGUUGCUAUUGGUGGCUCAGAGAAUUUCUACAGUGUUUUUGAAGCUGAGCUGGCAGAGACUAUUCCAGUGAUUCACGCUUCUUUGGCGGGCUGUCGUAUUAUUGGUCGCAUGUGUGUAGGUAACAAAAAUGGUCUUCUUGUGCCAAGUACCACAACAGAUGAUGAACUGCAACACUUGCGCAACUCACUCCCAGACAAAGUUAAAGUUCAGAGAGUCGAGGAACGGUUGUCUGCCCUGGGUAAUGUAAUUGCCUGUAACGAUUAUGUGGCACUCGUGCACCCAGAUCUUGAUAAGGAAACUGAAGAAAUAUUGUCUGAUGUUCUUGAAGUGGAAGUCUUCAGGCAAACAGUUGCAGCAAAUACACUAGUUGGUUCAUACUGUUCUCUCUCCAAUCGUGGUGGCUUGGUUCACCCGCGGACAUCCAUCCAAGAUCAAGAUGAACUGUCGUCUUUACUACAAGUUCCACUAGUGGCUGGCACAGUAAACAGAGGAUCUGAAGUGAUUGGGGGUGGUAUGGUAGUCAAUGAUUGGAGUGCUUUCUGUGGUCUUGACACAACUUCAACAGAGAUUUCAGUUAUUGAAAGUGUAUUUAAACUCAAUGAAGGAACCCCUGCCACUAUCACCACUGAAAUGAGGUCGUCUUUGAUUGAGAGCAUGUCAUAAUUCCACAUGGGACUUCUUUCUUCAUUAUAAAUAAUUACUAAACUGGAAAUUUUUUUUUGAAUAAAUUUAUAUGACAACUCUCAAAAGCUCUA